Culicoides brevitarsis is the source of this 2478-nucleotide messenger RNA. Its product is annotated as probable ATP-dependent RNA helicase CG8611. Gene Ontology annotation, cellular component: nucleus. Gene Ontology annotation, biological process: ribosome biogenesis. NCBI's taxonomy places the organism in Eukaryota, Metazoa, Arthropoda, Insecta, Diptera, Ceratopogonidae. Gene Ontology annotation, molecular function: nucleic acid binding; ATP binding. The record is from RefSeq and is a predicted model, not a curated record. The coding region runs from base 62 to 2443 and encodes 793 amino acids. The transcript has 6 exons.
CAUCACUAAAAUCGAGUCGUGUUAAAAAUUCUCCUUUAAAUUUAUUAUUUUAAGCCAAAAAAUGGAUGAUUUAAUAUUAAAUGUCGUGACAACACCAAGGCCCGUCACUAAAGUCAAAGAAAAAUCAUUUUCUGGACCGCAUUCAAAAUCUUCAAACAAAUCUGGAAGCAAUGGAUUCUCAUUCCAAUUCACUAAAAAGGACAAAGUAAAAGCAGUUGUUGCUAGAAAACGUCCUCCGAGACCUUUAAUAGCGGGAGAUUUUGCUGCCAAAAAAGCGGAUGACUUGAUUUUGAACACAACGACCUCGAAUGAGAUACGAGAGAAGCGGGAAAAGGCAGUUUCAGCAACAAAGACCGAGAAAACCGUUGAAAAAAGUUCUGAAAACACCCAAAAACCGAAGCCAGAGAAGAAAUUAAAGUCCCCGAACACAAAAUCAAAAGAAAAAAAAUCAGCUCCAAUGAAAAAAGAAGUAAAAUCUUACCUUUUUGAUCGUGUCGAGUUGCCACAAAUGGGAAAAAGUCAAGUAACGCCGGUGCAAGAGACAGUUUUCAGUGGCAUGAAGAUCGAAGCGUUGAAUAUCCAUCCACAUGCCAUCAAAAACUUGCAAGAUACGUUACAAUUUAAGGAACUAACAAAAGUCCAGGAACGCACAAUUCCCCUCGCACUCGAAGGAAAAGACAUUUUGAUCCGAUCUCAAACGGGCUCGGGCAAAACUUUGUGUUACGCGGUCCCAAUUGUGGAGCUCCUGAGCAGAAUUGUGCCAAAAAUCUCCCGAAUUGACGGAAUUCACGCAUUAAUUGUCGUCCCAACGCGAGAAUUGGCCUUGCAAUCGUACGAAUUGCUCCUGAAAUUGGUGAAACCCUUCACGUGGCUCGUGCCCGGCUACUUGAGUGGCGGCGAAAAACGAAAAUCCGAAAAAGCCAGACUCCGAAAUGGGAUAAAUAUUUUAAUUUGCACACCGGGACGCUUGUGUGAUCAUCUUUUGCAUACGGAAGCCUUGAAAUUAAGCAAAGUUCAGUUCCUCGUGCUCGACGAAGCCGAUCGUUUGUUCGAAUUGGGCUACGAAAAAGACGUAAGAAACAUCGUGGAAGUCCUGAGGAAACAUAAAAACGCCGUGGAAGGCGAAAAAUGCGUACAAACGAUACUUUUAUCGGCGACAUUGACGACAGCGGUGAAAGAAUUGGCAGGACUGACACUCACAGAUCCCAUUUUCGCCGAUUGUCGGGACUCGGGUGUCGUUAAUACGCAAAAUUUUGACGAAAUGGAUGACUCAAAUGAGAUAGAUGCGGCUGUUAUUCCGUCGACGGUGUCUCAAACGUACAUUAUUGUGCCGCCAAAACUCCGUUUAGUCACGUUAUCGGGCAUGAUAGCGCAUGAGAUCGAAAAAAGGAACAAUAAAAUCUUUGUUUUCAUGGCAACAAUGGCUCUGGUUGACUAUCACUACGAUAUUAUGGUGGAUGUGUUGGCGCGAAAAAAGUCCGAACACGAAAGUGACUCGGAAAAGGAGCUGGAUGAGGACGAGGACAUGUUACAGAGCGACGACGAGGAUGUUGAAGAUGGAUUAUUACCGGGAUUAAGAUUUUUCAAAUUACAUGGCUCCAUGACCCAAGUCGAACGCAGCUCCGUCUUCAAAGAAUUCAGAAAUGCCAAAAUUGGAGUCCUCCUGUGUUCGGAUGUUGCCGCUCGCGGUCUUGAUGUGCCAAAAGUCGAUGUCAUCAUCCAAUAUGAUCCACCGCAGAAAAUUUGCGAUUAUGUGCAUCGUGUGGGUCGAACAGCGAGAGCGGGCAAACAAGGAAAGGCAAUUUUGUUUGUAGGACCAUCAGAGACGAAUUUUAUUGAGGUUUUGGAGAGUAAACGAGUGCAGAUCCAUCAAGAAGACAUGGAAAAAUAUCUCAGAGGACUACUGACACCUGCAAGUACCGCACGAAAUGCACACGAAGCAGCUAUCGAGCUACAAAGAGAGUAUGAGGAACUUGUGUCGAAAGAGAAAGAAAUCAAAACCGGAGCUAGCAAAGCAUUUGUUUCAUGGGUUCGUUUCUAUUCGACGUUCCCGCGAGAGUUGCGACCAAUUUUCAACAUAAAAACCGCUCACAUGGGUCAUCAUGCCAAAAGUUUGGGCUUGCGUGAAGCUCCGAGUGCCUUUUCCAAGGAAUAUCACGAACCGAAGCCGGAAUUGCCGAAAAAUCGUCUCACAAUUGAGGAUCGAAGACCGCCAGCGAGAACUCCUUUCACCCCGAAGAUGCAACCAAAGAGUUUGGUGAUGGCGCGAGGAACAAAAGUCUCUCCGGGAGGCAAACGACUCCCGAUGAAACGAGGAAAUGAGCGAAAAUUCAGCGAAAAAUACGGUUACGAGUUCCAACGAGGACUAAAAACGGCGAAAAUGUUGACUGUCAGUGAGUUUGAUAGCGGAUUGCCGCCAAUGAAGAAGCGAAAAUUGAAGUAAAAGUCCGGAUUUCAAAUAAAAAUUUAUUUUUUUAA